UCGUGCAGAUUUUUUUUCCACCCCUGCCUUCUCUCUCUCUCUCCCUCACACACACUGUCACUCUCCCUCUGUGGUAUUAUUGUGAGUCAGCCGCUGUUGGCUGGGGUUUGUUGUUUGUGCUUCACUCAGCUGUAUGGGGCAGUAGUAGUGGUUGUCAGAGCUGCUCUCCAUGGCCUGUCGACCCCCCGGCUCUGGCUCCUACACUGUGGUUAUCAUCCCGCUGAAGACCAGCCUCUACAGCCUGGACGCUCUGCGCUUCUACCUAUGGGUUAAGCGUCGUAAGGACUUAGAGCAGGAGAAGGACGCCCUGUGCUCGGGCCUGGAGGUUCUGGAGAAAGCCCGCCUCUGGUACAUCCAGCGGCUGGAGGAGAACCGAGCCAGGAAGGGCAUCAUCCAGACCCAGAGUGGGGUCGGCAUCCGGCAGGACGGUGCAGCAGAGGCCUGGUCUUGCCUCCUCAGGUCUCGAAUCCAGCGGGUGAACGGUUCCCUGGGCUCUGUGAUGAGUGAGCCAAACGUCACCAGCGGCAGCAGCGCCUCUCUGCCCGGCGCAGUGACCGACAGCGACCUCCGGUGGCAGAACACAGCACUGGCUCAGGAGGUGAGUGACAAGAACCGUAAGAUCUCACUUUUGGAAUUUGAAAAAGAUGCCAUCCUUGAGCAGCUUGAUGAACUGCAGGACCAGGAGCCCAAAGUUGCAGGGGUCCAACUGGCCUUCAGCUACAAAAUGUCACUCGAAGAUAUAUACCAACGAGGAAGAAUGUCAAAUGACCACAACGAAACACAUCCCACUCUGCAGUCAGCUGCAAAGAGACCACAACAAGACUCUAAAUUGUGAAGACAAUAAGGCAACUAUAAAGACUCCAAAAUAACGACAGAGAGAGGCAAAACACCUGCAAAAUAACUACAAAUAGACUUAAAAUGACAACAAAAUUACUUCAGAGACACAAAUUGACUAGAUCAAGACUCAAAAUAACAACAAAAACACAGAAAAUUAUGUAAAAGCUAAACAAACAUCCAUGAAGUCUGUCUUGCUUAUGUUGCAGAGAUGCCCAGGCUUUUUUAAAUGACUGUCCCAGGGGCCAUUGUCAAAUUGUUUGCUAAUGAUUCUACUUUCUUAAUAUCCUUAAUUAGGAAACCUUUUUCUUUGCAUGUGCAUGUAUGAUGUAAAGAUAUUGAAUACAAGUGUGCAGUAUAAUGUGGGAAUCUUAGACUACAAGGUUAAUGUAGAAUAUUUUUCAACAGAUAUUCAAGGAUAUGAUCCUUAAAGUUACCGAAGCCUUUUUGUUAAAUCCCAUUCAUGUAUUAGCAACUACCCUCCUGUAAAAUAAAGCAAUGCCUGUGAGGAAUAUGUGCAGGAAUGAGAUUAAAAUCAGCAUGUGAGCAUCCGGAGAGAAAACAUCCAUUAUAGAGGAGGCUUUCAUUUAAGUAGCUCCAUCUUCCCUAUCUUCAGAAUGCCACUGAACCAUCCAGCCCCGGGUACCAGCACUUGGAUAAUUAUUGGGUCUAAUUCACACACUGCACAGCCGAACACCUUUGUUGUGUCACGCUGUUGUGGUAGGCAGUGCUUUUCUUCCACAGCAGCACGGUUCAUUUGAAAAGCACUCUGCUGGUCUCUCCAAACCUCUUCUAUUUGUCUACAUUAUCAUGUUUACUCCCCCCCCCCCCCAUUUGUGGUUUGGGUUUUUCUUAAAAUCUGAAAUUGUGAGCUGUUUCCGUGAGGGUCAGCGGAGGUGGGAAGUAUAAACACAAAAGCAUGGCUUCCUGAUAAAUGCAUUCUUAAAGCUGUUAGGGAGGAAAGCUUCCUGAGAUAUACAGUGCAGUCAGUAGGUGGUCUUUGAAGAGCACUCAGGGAAUACACACAUGGUUUGGGGUGUCAUUUGUGGGCUUCAGAAGCCAGUUAAGCCUACUUGUUAUUUAUAGCUUUAAAGCACAUUUUGUAGCUUUGUAAUAUAUUAAAAGUAUUUAAGAUCUGUUGUGUAAAAAUGUAUAUUAAAUAUUAAUCAAGAUCUUGUCUUUAUCAAAUGUUCUUCUGGAAAAAGCAUUUUCACACCUUUAAAAUAUCUAGCAUGAAAGGAGUGACACUAUAAAACACAAUGUUGGAAAAAAGUGUGUCCGCACUGUCAACAUAAUAAUUAAAAUGACUGUAAAUGGGAUCCAUCCACAGUAUCUUUUGAGGUUAUACUGUCAUGUCUUAAUAUGUUUGUUAUUUAUGUCGUUUUUCCUGUAUUAAAUACACUGAUAAAAAACGAUAAUCAACCCCCAAAAAAACGUUACAAUAACCCUAAUGUAUUGAUGUGUCUGUCAAUUGUACCACAAAAUAACCAUAAUUCUUCUUUGUAAAAUGAACUCUGAAUUCUUACGCCCAAUAUUGUUAUAUGAAAGAAUUACGUUUUUUUAUUUCGUGCUAUAUUAACCUCAUUCAGUUUUUAAAAUAUUGAGAAGCUACGGGUUUUUUUUCUUCAUGUUUUCAAUGUCACAACUAAAACAACCAAUGAGCAGUUACCACAAAGCACAUAACCACUAUAAAUGUAACAUGCAAAAAAGAUAUUUAAGCUUUAAAAUAUUAACUGCUUUGUUAAUCUGAUUCUAAUUCUGAUGGUUGUUUGUUAUUUGUUAACUAUGUUCAUUUCUGUUAAUGCAGACUAUGGAAUAAAAUCAGACAGUUGAA
Molecule: messenger RNA, 2668 nt
Organism: Eleginops maclovinus (Patagonian blennie)
Lineage: Eukaryota; Metazoa; Chordata; Actinopteri; Perciformes; Eleginopidae
Gene: sapcd1
Product: suppressor APC domain containing 1
Exons: 5
Coding region: 170-835 (221 amino acids)
Source: RefSeq, a predicted model, not a curated record